UGGUAGUUGGUGUUCCAUCAAAACAAGUCCUUACUUCCUGUGCACGUCCAUGCUGUAAACAGCUGAUGUGGUGCUUCUGCCAGUCAGACAGCCGUGAAACAUAUUGUCCUCAUUCUCCAAAAAUAUAGCUCAACAUGACUAAAGACGAAGUCCAGGGGGCGACGGAGGAGGAGCAGCAGGCUCAGUCAAAGAAAGGCCUGAAGAAACAGCAGAAGGAAGCGGAGAAAGCUGCAAAGAAGGCUGAGAAACAGGCCAAGCUGGGGGCCGAGCAGCAGAGCACAGAGGAAGAUGACUUUGCCAAGGACAGAUAUGGUGUGCCGGCUAUGGUCCAGUCCCAACAAAAACUGGACAGGGUGCUGGUGCGGAUCCAAAACCUUACUCCCGAGAAAGCUGACCAGCUGAUCUGGCUGCGUGCCCGAAUCCACACCAGCAGAGCCAAAGGGAAGCAAUGCUUCUUGGUCCUGCGUCAGCAGCAGUACAACGUGCAGGCACUGGUCGCAGUGGGAGAUCGUGCCAGCAAGCAGAUGGUCAAGUUUGCCGCAAACAUCACCAAGGAAAGCAUAGUAGACGUGGAGGCGUCGGUGAGGAAAGUGGAGCAGAAGAUCGAGAGCUGUUCCCAGCAGGAUGUGGAGCUGCACAUCGAGAGGAUUUUUGUCAUCAGCCAGGCAGAGCCUCGUCUCCCCCUGCAGUUGGAAGAUGCCGUCAGGCCUGAUGGAGAGGGGGAAGAGGAGGGCAGAGCCACAGUCAACCAGGACACCAAGCUGGACAACAGGGUGAUUGAUCUCAGGACGACCACCAGCCAGGCCAUCUUUCGCCUGCAGUCGGGAGUGUGCCAGCUCUUCAGAGACACCCUCACUAAAAAGGGCUUUGUGGAGAUCCAGACCCCUAAAAUCAUAUCAGCUGCCAGCGAAGGUGGAGCAAAUGUCUUCACUGUGUCUUACUUUAAAACCAGCGCCUACCUGGCCCAGUCUCCCCAGCUCUACAAGCAGAUGUGCAUCUGUGCUGACUUUGACAAGGUCUUCUGCGUGGGUCCAGUUUUCAGAGCGGAGGACUCAAACACCCACCGUCACUUGACGGAGUUUGUGGGUCUGGAUAUUGAGAUGGCAUUCAGCUACCAUUACCACGAAGUGAUCGACUCCAUCACUGAAACCAUGGUGCAGAUCUUCAAAGGCCUGAGGGACAACUUCCAGACAGAGAUCCAGACUGUGAACAAGCAGUACCCCAGUGAGCCUUUCAAAUUCCUGGAGCCCACUCUGAGGCUGGAGUACACCGAGGCCCUGGCCAUGCUGCAUGAGGCUGGGGUGGAGAUGGGUGACGAGGAGGAUCUCAGUACUCCCAAUGAGAAGCUGCUUGGCCGUCUUGUCAAGGAAAAGUAUGACACCGACUUCUAUGUGCUGGAUAAGUACCCGCUGGCUGUUAGACCCUUCUACACGAUGCCUGAUCCAAACAACCCUAAAUACUCUAACUCGUAUGACAUGUUCAUGAGGGGAGAGGAGAUACUGUCUGGGGCUCAGAGAGUCCACGACGCUCAGAUGCUGACUGACAGGGCCAUCCAUCACCAGAUUGAUCUGGAGAAGAUAAAGUCAUACAUCGACUCCUUCCGGUAUGGAGCUCCCCCACAUGGUGGUGGAGGCAUUGGCCUGGAGAGAGUCUGCAUGCUGUACCUGGGUCUCCACAACGUGCGUCAGACAUCCAUGUUCCCACGUGACCCCAAGCGCCUCACACCUUGAACCUUCAACCACGUAGACAAAGCAGAUGCUGGUGAUGGGAAACAAUACUAAUCCACAAUCGCAAAAAGGGGGAAGACUAUAGGAGCUUUGUGCCACCCUGCUGGCUCUAAAGUGCCUCCUAUGAUUAACAAUUGAGAUGUGAGAAUUAAGCAUUUGCAACAGUAGGGUGUCGUUUAUUGAUUGGUGUAGGUCGCUGUCUAACAACAACGACAAAUAAAAUACAAAACAGAGAAAAGGUAGUUGGGUAGUGAUUUUAAGGAAAGUUCCUGUAAAGCUGCACACACUUAAUCCAUCUUUUAAUCAAGUAAGUGUUUGUCUAAGUUCUUUUUUUAUGGAGAUGUUGAAAGAAAUACCUUUAGCACAGACGGGACUAAUGACUGUGGUCUCCAGCUGUAUGCCUGUAACUGCAGGUGUUUUGUAUUUCAUUACAGGUCUAAACACACAUAAUAAUAAAAACUUCUAACACCA
Molecule: messenger RNA, 2198 nt
Organism: Cottoperca gobio
Lineage: Eukaryota; Metazoa; Chordata; Actinopteri; Perciformes; Bovichtidae
Gene: dars1
Product: aspartyl-tRNA synthetase 1
Exons: 18
Coding region: 135-1730 (531 amino acids)
Biological process (GO): aspartyl-tRNA aminoacylation
Cellular component (GO): cytosol; cytoplasm; aminoacyl-tRNA synthetase multienzyme complex
Molecular function (GO): RNA binding; aspartate-tRNA ligase activity; ATP binding
Source: RefSeq, a predicted model, not a curated record